CAAAGAUUACACAUUUUUAUCUGAAAUCAACUUUGGUACAUUUCCUCUGACCGCUACUGUACCUACAAGAGCGCGCGCGCACGUCAUGGUAAACUUACUUGCGCCAAUCAAUUACAUGAGAAUCCACUGUGUGUCUCUCUAUCUGAUCCUCGAACGGACACGGUCAGUACGACGGGUUCAGCGGUUCAGAUCGGUUCGCAAGUUGAUUGUUCGGUCGUCGUCGUCGUCGAUCGACCACAGUAGUUUUGUGCGGGUGGUGCCCCAUAGACCUCCAGCGAAAUGGCCGCCAUCAGUAAGCACUGGAACGAGAUCAUCCACCCGGGGGUGACCUGCGCUACGCUGUCCCAUCCGGGGAAAACGUGCGAGGAUCACCUUCGGCACCAGAUGCGUGCCACGAUCGGGGGCAACCUGAAGUUCUUCGUGCCGAUAUCGAUCGUGCGGUUGUUCAUGCUGUGCUACACCCGAAAGACGCUGUCGGUGGAAGUGGUGCUGCAGGCGCUGUUCGAGCUGGUCAGCGAAUCCUUCAACGGGUGGGCCGUAUCCAAUUGCUGGAGCGCGGGGUUCUGUGCCAUGUACCGGUGGUUCGGGUGGAUCAACAACUACUCGGUGUCGCUGCCGAGCCUGCCUGGCACCCUGUUGAUGUUCCUGAUGCCUGCUUACGUCAAGAUGAGCCACUCGCGGGCCAUCUUCAAUGUGUUUUUAGAGUGUUGGAUAAAAUCGAGAGAACAUCCACUGGUGGAGUAUGCACGGGAGUCGAAGGUCAUCGGGACGGUGUCGUUCAUGGCCAUCAGUGCUGUUAUCGCGUACUACGCGCAGAGGACCAAGGCGAUGGAGUUCUGGUUCUUCGCUCCGCUGAAGAAAAACCUCAACCCCCAGUCGGAACAGGACCGUAAGCCCUGCUAUCACCGCCACACCUGCCAAAGCUACAUCCUCGAGGGUAUGCGAACCUGCUUCACGUUCGGUCUACUGCUGGAACUGAUCCGGAAGCUGAUCAAUGUCGCCCCAAGACUUAGUAAGGAACCCGUGGAUGCCAUACUGGAAGCAUUGGCACGAAUCCGGUUGAGGUUCGUCGCUUUCCUCACGCUGUACAAUGGACUGUUUCGGUUGACGACGUGUGCACUGGCUCGCCAUAGGGGAGAAGUGGUCCAGAGCGAUAGCACUGUGGCAGGUUGCGUGAGCGGGCUUAGUUAUGCGCUGUCGCCAAACUACAACAUAUUCAAUCUGGGCGUGGCGGCUGUCAUACAGAAUGCUUGGAACUACCUCGUCGAAAAGUACGCCAAAGUGAAUUGGCUGCAGCAGUUCAACAAACUUUCCUUCAGUUCGGUCGUGUGGGUGUUCCUGAUGAACUACAACAUGUACGCCCGGGCCUACUAUCCCUACGCCAUGUCGAAGUUUGCGAUGAAAUUCACCGAUAUCUGUUCCGGUUCACAAGCACAAAUCGCUGCCGAAUGUCUGGGGAAGGUGGCUAUGGGGUUCAGCUGAGUGGCAGAGAUGUUUGUUUCCUGGUUAUUUCUCAAUUUUGUUAACUAUUUGUGGUUGUGAUAGUUCGUAUGUGGGCAUAUUAUGAAGUAAUAAACUAAAAGCUGAAAUACUA
Aedes albopictus (Asian tiger mosquito) is the source of this 1594-nucleotide messenger RNA. RefSeq lists its product as uncharacterized. The transcript has 5 exons. Bases 280 to 1482 code for a protein of 400 amino acids. Lineage: Eukaryota; Metazoa; Arthropoda; Insecta; Diptera; Culicidae. The record is from RefSeq and is a predicted model, not a curated record.